Labeo rohita (rohu) is the source of this 5164-nucleotide messenger RNA. RefSeq names its product coiled-coil domain containing 50b (gene ccdc50b). The record is from RefSeq and is a predicted model, not a curated record. Bases 685 to 1734 code for a protein of 349 amino acids. The transcript is spliced from 12 exons. Lineage: Eukaryota; Metazoa; Chordata; Actinopteri; Cypriniformes; Cyprinidae.
CCAAAGCUUCUUUUUGUAAAUCUGAAAAGCAAAAAUUGUCAUUGGGUCAGUACACUUUCAAAUGGUACUAAUAUGCACCCUUUUGGGGUAAAUAAGACACAACGGUGUACCCCUUAAAAGAGUACUGUCCCAGGGACAGCUUUUGUACCUGUUUUCCUGAGAGUGUUCAGAUAUACUGCUAAUGACCUUUUGAGUGGGACAAAAGGUAAAAAAUAUUUUAAAACUGGUCAAUACAGCAGUCAGGCAUAAAACGUUUAUGUAGACAUGCCCCGAAAAUAUCAUAAGAGUUACGUUUAACAAAGUUUUGAAACAAUUCCUCAAAAUGAGCAGCAGGUGGCGCGAAAGACACGUGUGAAACUCCACAUGAUUCUCUUUGUUUUGACUGAGAACAAAAGUAGCGGCCGAACUCAAACUGUCAUUGUGUGUGAGGAAAAAUCCCCCAAACACGAAAAACGGAGGACACAGAGCUCAUGCUGGAGAGAUGAUGAUACUGUGAUAGACUACAGUCAGUCACACGACACACGAGUGUUUGUUUUUUAUUGUGUGUCACCCCUGAUUCAAGUGUGUGUGUGCGUGUGCGCGCGUGUGGAUGCGACGGGACUUCCACGGAUCUGCGCGUCUGCAGUGACAGAAGAGAGUUUCUUCAGAACAUCAUGAGAUUGUGAGGUCAGUAAGGAAUCAGCCAUGGCAGAAACCGACAUUGACAAAUCUCAUCUGCCCGGUGUUUAUGACGUGUGCCAGUGUUUCUCUGUGUUAGAGGACGGUGCUUUGGCUCACAGUCUUCAAGAGCAGGAAAUUGAGCAGUUCUACAGCACCAACAUCCAGAAGAACCAGGCGGUGCAGAGCGAUGUUCGUUUAGCCCGGAGGCUGCAGGAGGAAGAGGAACAGCGAGCGGAUCUUCACCAGGACCUGCGGCAACUGGAGGAAGAGGACUGCAGAUAUGCACAGAUGAUCCAGGAGGAGCUUCAGAGGUGUGCGGAAGAGACCAGGAGGCGAGAGAAAGAGGAUGAGGAAAUCGCAAAACAGCUACAGGAAGAAGAAGAAAUGGAGAUGAGAAGGAUGAGGGCUGCCGCUGGUUACGAUGGCAACGACUGUGUUUCUCCACUCUGCGAAGGUUUGGGAAUCUGGGAGCAGGUGCUUCAGGAUGCUGAGCUGGCCCGUAGACUUCAAGAGGAAGAGGAUAUGCUGCCUCACAGAGAGCAGUUUCCUCAGAGCUCUGGAUCAGAGGUGGACUUCAUUGCGGCUCAAGUAGCCCAAGAUGAGGAGAUCGCCCACUACAUGCAGCGCCAUCCGAGAAGAGUCAAAAACAGGCCUCAAGACCUAGAGAUCCAGCCCAGACCUGCUGAACCAAGAGAUGAAGGAAACACCACAACCAGGAAGGCUCUUCAGAUGUUGCGAGAGAGGCUGAACUCAGACGGACUGCAUUCACCUGUGGAAGAGGAAGAUUACACCAUUGAAAACCAUCUAGCAAGCCCAUCAUGCACUGCGCUCCGAAACCAACACAUACACAACAUUGCAGAGGAACUGGACCCAACGUUCAAGGCGAGGAAACGCGAGAGCCAAAUUUCCACCAGCCCCCCGUCAGCAGGUCUAUGUUUGGCCCCUCGAAACCCGCACAGUAUCUUUUAUGACUAUUUACCAGAACCCACCUUCAUACCACCAACGAAACGGCAGAGCGACAAAGCAGGACGUCACAGAGCCAAAGACAAGAAAGAGAACUGCAAACAACAGUGAACAUGUGACUAACUCAGCAUUGUCUUUUGAGUGUCUAAACAAGUAUUGUAUAAUCCAAUUUACGGACAGAUUAAUCUAACAUGACUUCAACAUGAUGUUGUAAAGGGAUCACACAACAUGACAGCAGCAAGGGAGAUGUACAUAAUUAAAGAUAAACACUCACUUUUAACUUGUCAAAAAACAUACUGAGUCAAAGCUCCUUCAUUAUAUGAUGAUUAAAAACCUGUUUUUCAAAUGCAUGCAGUGACAGGUCUGUACAACAUGGUCAUUUUUUUAAUCUCUCUGUUGCUAAUUGCACAUAUGCACAACAAACACUAGCAGAGAGUGCUGAAGGGAUGACACAUUUGUUGUAGGUCAAAGUUUAGAAAUGAGUUAGCAUUUUAACACUUACGGUUCCAUCGUUCUUACAUCAAUGGGGUUUUGGUUAAAUAAGGACCAUUUCGCUAGAUGUAAACAACACUGGUCCAGAAGCGCUUCCUGUUUUUUGUUUUUUAUUUGUUUUUUAUUUCACAUAUACAAAUACAUCUUAAAGGUGCUAAUGUAACAUUUUCAUCCAGUCAAAUGUUAUGUUGGUUGUAUUUUUUUGUGACGCUUACUUUAUUUUUUGUAAAGUAAAAAAAAAAAAGAAACAGGAAGUGUAUCGGGACCAGUAUGUUUACAUCUAGCGAAAUGGUCUUAUACAACAUCAAAUACAUCAGUAAGGUUACUACCUCCACAUUGUGAUUGUUUAAGCUUUUACUUUGCUAGACGGUUGCUAACAAGUGGCUUUUUAAAUUAUUUAAAUUAUUAUCGAAGAUGUAGAUGGCUUUAUUUCCUCAGGUGAAAUAAAGGUGGCUUUUAUUUUUUUCUUUAUUUGAACCAGUUUGUAAAAUCGGACUGAACCGUCUCAAACAAUUCGCGGCUUGAACAGCACAGAAUCUACAAGUUACUCCAUAAAAAGUCACUUUCGGACGCCUGACUGUCACCCCAACUCGAAAUGAUCCAAAAUACAGUCGCAUUUGAUCCUGUGAUGCUGGUUUUUGCCGCUCCAUUUCGUCAACAAUCGGUGAAACGAUUCCGACUCGGACCGAAGGCAUGGUUGCCAGAUUUUCACAAGAAAAAUCGCCCAAACGCGUUUCGAGGGAGUUCCCCUGUUAAAAGUCGCGUUCUCGGGGAUAAAAUACACAUUUUUUCGUCGGGGUUCCCCUGGUAAAUUCGUAUUUAAUGGGCUAAAUAUGACGUUAUUUGGGUUGCUUCAACCCGCGGGAAAACCGCGUACUUGGCAACACUAAGGCCUAUGAGCCGCUGAUCUGCGCAUCUGCUGAAUGAAAGGGCGAAAUCAACUUUUUUUAUGAUUUCUCAUUGUUUUUUUUUUGUAAAAAGGUGAUCUAAUGAAGCCAUGUUUAUUCACUUUAUAUGCUUUAGGCGUAAAACAUCUACGUUUCACAUCAUUAUUGGGUGCUAUCGCUUCAGUAAUUAAUCGUGUAACGUCAUUGCGUUACUGUCCGAAAGAAAAGAAAAAUGUCCGGAAUCAAUUCAGGAGCCAUGGGUAUUAAUUUUGUGUUAUUUGACAAAUACCCCCCCCCCCCAACAAAAAAUAAACAAUUGCUUUUUUUAUUAUUAUUAUUAGGUCGAGGGAAUCAGUGUGAUGCUUGCUUUCAGGUUAGUUUACAAAAAAUACAUAAUCACUGCAGCACUCGUAACCACCUUAUUCUUUAACACGGAAGUAAGCCUGUGGGUGAGACUUCUGGUUUAUUAUCCGCUAUAGGGAAAUAACGAGAAGGAUAACAAUGUGCAAUUGUAAGCUGUUUACAAACAAAUUAAAAUAAUAUUGUAAAACACACCAAUUUGCAAUAUGAAGUAGCAAAACGAGUUGUUUUGUACAGCUAAAAAAUAGCUGAAGCCACACCCAUAAAAUUUACAAAUGGCUCACACCCACUCUUCCGGGAAGAAAAAGGUGGAUAUGUUUUGCUUUUUACUUCUGGCGAUUGCAUGUAGGCUUUAAAAUGCAAGCUAUGUUCAUUUGUGAAGAUUAUAUUGAACAAAACGUGCAAUAAUCAGCUUUUGUUGCUUUUGUUCAGAGCUUGUUUUCCAAAAUCCAACUGAGUUCACAAUUCUGAUUUUAUAACAUGCAAUUGCGAGUUAGGUCAGAUUUUUAGGGGAAAAAAGACUGAUCUGUUUUUAGAAUUACAAGUUUAUAUCUCACAGUUUUGACUUAAUAACUUGCAAUUCUUAAUGUUUUAAAGUCAGAAUUGUGAGAUAUGAACUUGCAAUUCUGAGAAAAAGUCACAAUUAGUAUUUUUUUUUUUUACAAUUGCAAGUUUAUUAUUUUUUCUCCAAAUUCUGUGAUAUAAACUUGCAGUUGAAAGAAAAAGUCAGAACUGCAAGAUAAAAAAGUAGCAUUUACCUUUCUUAAAUUUUUUAUUCUGUGGCAGAAACAGGCUUCCAUAUGAUACUGAUUUUCAGGUUGGCCUACAAUAAUAAAUCAUCACUGCAGCACUCUAUUGCGUAUAGUGAUGCUUCACAAUAUGGUUUCUUAAUAUGGUUUCUUAAUAUUCUCACAAUAUGGAGGCAUCUUUGUUGACAAUCAAACACCUGCUAAGAGAAACAUAGUGGUGACCUUUUUAACAUGAUCUGACAAGUCUGGGAAUAUCCCACAUCUGAAUUUGAGUAGAACGCAGCAUACACUGUGAUUAUAAACAUGACUGUCAAGGUGAAAUUGUGAUGCAAGAAUGAAUAAUAGUUUUUUCAUCUUUAAAUAUUUGUUUAGUCAUUAAAUGUACGUGGAGUGGAAUAACAUCUUUGUUAACUAAAACACGUUUUUAAAAAAAUGGGGCAGAAAGAGAAGACAUUAAGAUCUUUUAUGUUGGUAUAGUGGAUAUAAUUCCUCAUUUUUGCUAUCUUUGUGUUGUGCCACAAAUCGCCUUAUUUCUGCAUUUUCCAAGGGUUUUAGUGCACAUUUGUUUUGGAAAUUCGUGUUCCUCAUUUUCAGUUCUACAAAAACAGCAGCAAAUGAGCUGUGUUUGCUUAUGUUAUUGGGAAACAUUCAUCUGAAGGUCAGAGGUCAGAAAAGACCCUGAGUCUUUUACCAGCAUGGUGAAAAUUCAGGGGUUUUGCAGUUGGAAAUUCAGUGGAUUUGAAUUAAUGCUAUGCAGGGGAAUUCUGAUGGUGUUGAAAUAAAAUAUCAAACGCUGUCACAUCCUGACAGCCCACAAUAUUUCAGUGCAGAGGUCUCUGCACCCCCCCACACAUACUCUAACCUUUUGUGCAUGUGCAUUACAUCAGCCACAUGAACGCCUCUGUUCUGAAAGACUGAAAACAAAUGAGCUCGUACUGAGCUUAGAGAUCUCAUAUUUGAGAAGUUCUGUUUUCUUUUCUGUAACAUGUUAGUAUCGUAUGUGCUUUCAUAAUAAAAGACAUCAAAGCACAUUUUACGCAUGAAUGACUAUUU